UCCUACAACAAAAUAACAACCAUUUUCUCAUAAAAUGGCUUCCUCUGCUUGGAUUCUAUUUGCAUUCUUGGCUUUCUUGAGCCUCAUGAACGAUGCUCGUCUCUUUUGCAAGGGUGAUCCUACUGAUGGGUUUACAGCAGUUCCGCUGACACAACGCAACUUUGAACUACAAUGGCCGUAUAAUCUGCCUCUAAACGAUCGGUACAGUGACACUGAUGGCGUUCGCAAGUUUUGGGUGUACUCCACAGACAAACCCCUUCGGCCAGACAGUGCAACAAAACCGCGGAGCGAGCUUCGUAUUAAAGGAUAUGACUACUCAUCUGGAGUGUGGCAGUUUGAAGGCUAUGCUUAUGUGCCGAAAGGCACCACUGGAACUUCAAUCAUGCAGAUCCACAGAUUCUCAGGACCAGCCACAAUAUUGAUGCUGAAGGUCUACGAUGGCCAGUUGAAGUUUUACACAAGAGCUGUAGUCGAAUCCGACAUCUAUGACCGUUGGAUGAGGAUUAAUGUGAUACAUGAUGUGGAUGCAAAUAAGCUAACGGUGUUUGUUGAUGGGGUUCAAAAGUUUGAGACGCGAGGAAACGGGAAAGGAUCCUUUGAUUUCAAGUGUGGGGUGUACACCCAGACUGAGCCAAGCCACUACAUGGAAUCGAGGUGGAGGAACGUCACGGUCUUGAAGAAGCAAGGGUGAAAUUGUGCGAGUUUGAGCAUUCAAGUAGCUAUCCUAUAAUUAUGUUCGUAAUUUCAGUGGUAUCAUGUUUGUCCUCAAGGGUGUCCCUUGAUGACUGGUAGGAAGUCAUUUACUAAGAUCAAAGAUUGAAGAGUCUAGUCUAUUAUGAUGCAAUUAAAGUGGCUAAGAUUCGUUGGAUCAAAAGUUGUAUGUGAAGCGAGUGCAGCCUAGCCAUUUGGUUUGAACUCGUAUCGAUAUUGCCUUAGGUUUUCUAAAAUAUCUUCCACAAGUUGCACUGCGUUGGGGUUUUAGCUUAUAAU
Messenger RNA from Asparagus officinalis (garden asparagus), 990 nucleotides. Its product is annotated as citrate-binding protein-like. Bases 35 to 691 code for a protein of 218 amino acids. The transcript has 2 exons. Lineage: Eukaryota; Viridiplantae; Streptophyta; Magnoliopsida; Asparagales; Asparagaceae. The record is from RefSeq and is a predicted model, not a curated record.